This is a messenger RNA of Oenanthe melanoleuca, 3072 nucleotides long. RefSeq names its product MLX interacting protein like (gene MLXIPL). Gene Ontology annotation, cellular component: nucleus. Gene Ontology annotation, biological process: regulation of transcription by RNA polymerase II. Gene Ontology annotation, molecular function: RNA polymerase II cis-regulatory region sequence-specific DNA binding; DNA-binding transcription factor activity, RNA polymerase II-specific; protein dimerization activity. The record is from RefSeq and is a predicted model, not a curated record. The transcript has 18 exons. NCBI's taxonomy places the organism in Eukaryota, Metazoa, Chordata, Aves, Passeriformes, Muscicapidae. Bases 215 to 2962 code for a protein of 915 amino acids.
GGGGAACAAACGCUGAACCCUGGAGCGGGGAACAGACCGGCGUGGGCUGGGUGGAGGAGGUGCCCAGGAGGAGGCGUGGUGCCACUGUGCUGAACUGGGGAGCCCAGCAGCAUGUGCUCGAUGCCAAUGCAGUGGCCGUAGGGCUUCAGCUCAACCAGGACGUGCAUCACCGUGCUGGGUCAGAUCCACAGCGGCUCCCCAGUAGGCAGCAGGAAUGGCAGGAGCUCAGGUGGGACUACCGGGACCUUUCCUGGAGCCUCUGGUUAGGACUUGCCCCAUCUCCGACUCUGACUCAGAGGACACAGCUGUGGGUGGCACAGGACCCAAUGCUGCGGCACAGAACUCCUCCCAGGUCAUCCACAGUGGCCACUUCAUGGUGUCAUGCCCGCACAGCGACUCACUGCCCCGGCGACGGCACCACCAUGCCAAGCCCGAGCCAGCUGAUCCCUGGAGUAUCGACCCGACCCUCACCCGGCUCUUUGAGUGCAUGAGCCUGGAGUACAGUGGGAAGCUAGUAUCUCCAAAGUGGAAGAAUUUCAAGGGGCUGCAGCUGCUUUGCUGGGAUAAAAUUCGACUCAACAAUGUGAUCUGGAGAGCAUGGUACAUCCAAUAUGUGGAGCGGAGGAAAAACCCUGUAUGCGGCUUCAUCACCCCUCUGGAGGGCAUGGAGGCUGAUGAGCACCGAAAACCAGAGGCUGUUGUGCUGGAGGGAAACUACUGGAAACGCCGCAUUGAAGUGGUGAUGAGGGAGUACCACAAAUGGAGGAUCUACUAUAAGAAGCGGCUCCGAAAGUCCACACAGGAUGGAGAGAUCUCCAGUGCAAAGACGGAUGAGGAUGCCUGGAGGCCAACAGAGAAAUGGUGCAACCAGCUCUUCUGCAACGUAGUGCCCAUGCUGCUUGGGGAUGAGGAGGAGGAGCAUGGGAGCAGGCAGCAUUUUGAUUUGGACACCUUCCUCUCGGACAUAUCUGACACCCUCUUCACCAUGACACAGAUGCCCAGCACCCACCAGGCACUCCCUGAGGAUGCAUAUGUUGGGAACGCUGACAUGAUACAGCCGGAUUUGGCACCCCUGCAGCCCAGCCUGGAUGACAUGGACAUAUCAGCGGGUGCUGGACUGUGGUGUGAGGCAGAUGGAGAAGUCCUGAAGGCAAAGGCGAGGGAGCAGUCCGGCCCUGUGCCCUGCUGGCACCGUGCUCCAGAAAUCUUCACCAGCCACCGGACACCCCCAUCUCAGAUACAACUGGGCUACCAGGAUUCAUCUUGCUUCUCGCCCAUGGCUGAGCCCCUGUUCAGCAGUGGGGAGUCCCUGAUGGGUGCUCGGGGUCUGCCUGUGAGCCCCGAGGCCCCACUCCUACCUGGCACCCCCCUCCAGCCCAGUGGCGCCUCCCAGCUCAGCUUCCACAGCACCUUCCCGGGCUCUGAGCUGCCCCUGGCCCCUCUGCCCCCUGAUCCCCCCGACGUGGCACCCAGCAGCCUGAGCCCCCAGCUCCGACACAAGCCCAUACUGCAGUACGACUUCCCCGGCAAGUGUCUCAGCCUGGAGCCACCAGCACCCCACUAUGUCCCCCCCAUCCCAUCGCCCCGAGCACCACUGCUGACUCUGGAACCCCCCUUCUCCCCUGCCUCGGUCCCCAACUUUAAGUUUCCCUACAGCAGUUCACCUGACCCCUCGCUUGUCACCCACCCUGCCUCCCCUCUCUCGAGCCCUUGCUUCGCCCCCUACGUCCCAGGGCUGGGCUAUGCCACAGGCAUGGGGCCCCAGGGGUACCCCAGCCCUGCUGCCUCCCAGCUCCUACCUCCCACCCUGCUGGGCAACCCCAGGUUUGCCCCCUGCAAGGGGCUGCCCCAGGGUGGGGGUGGGCGACCCAAGGCAAAACCCAGUGGCACCAAGGCAAGGAGGCUUCAAGGACACGCCCUGUCCCACCUGCCCGCGCCCAACCCCUGCCCGAGCCAGCUCCUGACUACAGCCAAGCAGGACGUGGUGCUGGAUACCCCUCGCCCGAUGGGUGCAGGACUCAUGCCCACAGCCCCUGUCUCCCCGCAGCAGAGCACUGUCCCCAAAGUCCCUGCCACCUUCCUCUCCAGAAUGGCCCAGAUGAGCCCAGGACUGGCUCCUGACUCCAGUCCUUCCCAAGUGCUGUUGCAUACAGUGGACAUGCAGCCGGAUCCCCUGCAAGUCCCUAAGGCAGAGCAGCUGUCCCCCACCUCAGCUUGUGGCAGUGACUGGCCCAAGCCCAGCCAGGCUUCCCCAGGACCCACUGCAAGGCUGGGUACAAGCAUCUCCCCGCACCAGACCAUGUCCCGUCCAGGAAGGCCUGAGUCCAGCAAGCUGGAGAGCCGCCGCAUCACACACAUUUCUGCUGAGCAGAAGAGACGCUUCAACAUCAAGCUUGGCUUCACCACGCUACACAGCUUGGUGAGCACACUGAGUGCUCAACCCAGCAUCAAGGUCAGCAAGGCCACCACCCUGCAGAAGACAGCUGAGUACAUCUGCAAGCUGCAGCAGGAGCGGGCAGCCCUGCAGGAUGAGGCACUGCGUCUGCGGGAGCAGAUCGAGGAGCUCAAUGGCUCCAUCAAUCUGUGCCAGGAGCAGCUGCCUGCCACAGGGGUGCCCAUCACGCGCCAGCGCUUUGACAACAUGCGCAGAAUGUUUGAUGAGUACGUUUGCUCCUCCACGCUGCAGAACUGGAAGUUCUGGAUCUUCAGUAUCAUCAUCCGGCCACUCUUCGAGUCUUUCAACGACAUGGUGUCCACAGCCAGCAUGGAGAGCCUCACCCAAACAUCCCUCGCCUGGCUGGACCAGCACUGUUCCCUCCCAGCGCUUCGGCCAACCGUCCUGAGCUCCCUGCGGCAGCUGAGCAUCUCCACCUCCAUCCUCAGCGACCCGGCCCGUGUCCCCGAGCAGGCGGCGCGGGCAGUGGCGGCGCUGGGACGCCCCGGCGCCUCCUCCUCCACCUGACUGCUCCGGGGGUUCCGGGAUGUCCCACGGGUACCGGCGUGGGGAGCCGGGACUGCACGAGGAGUGUCCCGCCCUGUCCUCCUGCAAUAAAGGACUUGCUGUGCCACGGA